Molecule: messenger RNA, 619 nt
Organism: Salvelinus sp. IW2-2015
Lineage: Eukaryota; Metazoa; Chordata; Actinopteri; Salmoniformes; Salmonidae
Product: pleiotropic regulator 1
Biological process (GO): mRNA splicing, via spliceosome
Cellular component (GO): Prp19 complex; catalytic step 2 spliceosome; precatalytic spliceosome
Molecular function (GO): protein binding
Source: RefSeq, a predicted model, not a curated record
GUGUGGGAUAUCAGGAGCAAAGCCAACGUGCACACCCUGUCCGGACACACCAACACAGUGGCCACAGUCAGAUGCCAGGCCGCCGAACCGCAGAUCAUCACAGGGAGCCACGACUCUACCAUCAGGCUAUGGGAUCUGAUAGCUGGGAAGACCAGAGCCACUCUCACCAAUCACAAGAAGUCUGUCAGAGCACUGGCCCUACAUCCCAGACAGUAUACCUUAGCCUCUGGCUCUGCCGACAACAUCAAGCAGUGGACGUUCCCAGACGGCAACUUCAUCCAGAACCUCUCUGGACACAACGCCAUCAUCAACGCAAUGGCGGUCAACUCAGACGGCGUGCUGGUAUCAGGAGCUGACAACGGCACCAUUCACCUGUGGGACUGGCGGACCGGCUACAACUUCCAGCGUAUCCACGCCGCUGUGCAGCCCGGCUCACUGGACAGCGAAUCGGGGAUCUUCGCCUGCAUGUUCGACCACUCGGAGAGCAGGCUGAUCACGGCCGAGGCCGACAAGACCAUCAAGGUGUACAAAGAGGACGACACCGCGACCGAGGAAAGCCACCCAAUCAACUGGAAACCAGAGAUCCUCAAGAGGAAAAGAUUCUAGAUUUGCAAAAAAC